AUGGAGCCGGAGAUGGAGGACAAAACGCUAGAACUAAUGACGACAUCAGGUAUGGAGUCACAAAGUCUUGUGGAUGAUCUUUCGCCAAAGAAGACCACAGUACUCAAGCUUAGUAACGGUCCUGUGGUGUCACGCAAACGUCCAUCAGAGGGAAACUACGAAAAAGAGAAGGAACACUGCAUUGCUCUUUUUGAUCAGUGGUCAGAGGCUGACCAGGUGGAGUUUGUCGAGCGCCUGAUCUCCCGAAUGUGCCACUAUCAGCAUGGCCACAUAAACUCCUACCUCAAACCCAUGCUACAGAGGGACUUCAUCACAGCGCUGCCAGCUCAAGGUCUAGACCACAUAGCGGAAAACAUCCUGUCCUUCUUGGACGCACGCUCUCUGUGUUCGGCAGAGCUGGUGUGUAAGGAGUGGCAGAGGGUCAUCUCUGAAGGAAUGCUCUGGAAGAAACUCAUUGAACGAAUGGUUCGAACAGAUCCCCUCUGGAAAGGCUUGUCUGAGAGACAUCAGUGGGAGAAAUAUUUGUUCAAGAACCGUACAGCAGAAGUUCCACCCAACUCUUACUAUCAUUCUCUUUACCCCAAGAUCAUCCAAGACAUAGAGACUAUUGAGGCUAACUGGAGAUGUGGUAGACACAACCUGCAAAGGAUUCAAUGUCGUUCAGAAAAUAGUAAAGGUGUUUAUUGUCUUCAGUAUGACGACGAAAAAAUUAUUAGUGGCCUUAGGGACAAUUCCAUUAAGAUUUGGGAUAAACAAACCCUGGAGUGUCUGAAGAUCCUAACUGGUCACACAGGGUCUGUGUUAUGUCUACAGUACGACGAAAGGGUCAUUGUCACUGGCUCAUCUGACUCCACUGUCAGGGUGUGGGAAGUCACUACAGGAGAAGUUCUUAAUACCCUGAUACACCACAAUGAGGCAGUGCUCCACUUACGCUUCGCUAAUGGCCUUAUGGUCACUUGUUCAAAAGAUCGAUCCAUUGCCGUGUGGGACAUGGCAUCUCCGACCGACAUCAGCCUGCGGCGCGUUUUGGUCGGACACAGAGCAGCGGUCAAUGUGGUCGACUUUGAUGACAAGUACAUUGUGUCCGCCUCAGGAGACCGUACCAUCAAGGUGUGGAGCACGAGUACCUGUGAGUUUGUGCGCACGCUGAAUGGCCAUAAGCGAGGCAUUGCAUGUCUACAGUACAGAGAUCGCCUCGUGGUCAGCGGCUCGUCAGACAACACAAUCCGGUUAUGGGAUAUCGAAUGCGGGGCGUGUUUGCGAGUCUUGGAAGGUCAUGAGGAGUUGGUGCGCUGUAUUCGCUUCGACAACAAAAGGAUCGUUAGUGGUGCAUAUGAUGGUAAAAUCAAAGUAUGGGAUCUACAAGCAGCACUUGACCCCAGAGCUCCUGCCAGCACAUUAUGUCUACGCACUCUAGUGGAGCAUUCGGGUCGUGUGUUCCGGCUCCAUCAGAGGGUCGGUCUCCCUCACGCACCUACACCUACAUUUCAAGAUAGCAGGUGGGGUAACUUCACCUUUUCUUGGAGGAGCCCAGAUGGGUGA
Molecule: messenger RNA, 1542 nt
Organism: Knipowitschia caucasica
Lineage: Eukaryota; Metazoa; Chordata; Actinopteri; Gobiiformes; Gobiidae
Source: the annotation of a GenBank genome assembly